GUUUAACAAAAGCGGUAUUUUUCCCUCUUAUAAACCGAAACUUAUAACACCUGACGUGUUGCUGCCUGUAGAUAAAGAAUUUGAAAUGUAUUUAGAAAUAUAUUUUGGAGAAGAUUUUUGGUUUGAUCCUCAAAAAUAUCUAAGAACUGGUCUACAUUAUAAAUCAAGACAAUAAUUUAUUCUAAUGUUAGGACUAGGCAGGUAUAGAAAAAAUGUCUGAUGAAAGUAGAGUCAACAAGGAUUGUUGUCAUAGCUUAAAUAUGGUAACAACUUAAGCAAAUAAUGAAUGGGAAUUUUAUUGAAGAGUAACAUUGGAUCUUGGAAAGGAAUUUUGGAAAGAUGAGCUCAACAAAGUGAAACAGGAGAGGAAUUUUUGUUGAGGAUAUGGAUGCCAAUAUGAGAAUAAAAAUCAUUGUAAUCAAUGGAAACAGAUAAAAUGGAACAAAGCGAAAACGUUGAGGCAAAUGAAGAAAAGGCGAUGUUUGAUCAAGAGACGACAGAUUUGUUUUUAAAUUCUUUCAAGAUCGAAACAAUUAAAUCAAUUAACAUUGAAAAAGCAACUGAUUCAUCUUGGAUAAACCAUAAUAACCCAAGGAUAGACAUCACUGAACCAGAGAUGCUUGAAAAUCGCAAGAUACAUUAUACUAGACGAUAUCUCUUGGAUUUACGUUACCACCCUCUUUCUAGAGUAUUUCCUGUUUGUCUAAAAAGUUUUCAAGAUACGAGAGAGUUACCUCUAAGAGCCCCGGAAAUCCAGCAGGAAAAUACUUUCACUUGUCUCAUUGCUGAGGAAUAUUAUGACUAUCGAAACAUGGAUCACAUAUUGUUUUAUACUAGCUUGCCUUAUAGAAACAGAAGAUUGCCAUUGACUCGGGCGACUAGCUGGAAUCUGCCGAAACUCUGUUAUUGAUCCUACUUAAAAUAUUCUACAUAUUUAUGGCUUUUCUAAUGUAUUGUUCAAAUUUUUUCACAUAGAAAUUACUCUUCAACUUAAUUUAACUUUCUGCGUGUAAACCUAAAAUUCUUAAGCAAUCAGUUUCAUCAUCUUGCGUUUAUGAGACAAAGUUUAUAGUCCCUUAAACGGAGUGUGAUGAAGUUUUUCUACGUUUUAUUUAUUCACCUGUAUUUUCAAUAUUAAUUAAUAUAUUUGCUUUCAAGAGUUUUGAGCAAAAAGAACGUGAGUCCACUUAAAUAAGAAUCGUAGAUUGUGAAAAUUUUGUAAACUUCACAAAAUUGAAAUUUUGAAAAAUUAAAAAAAAUACUAAAUUGAUCUGUUACAUAAAGUAAUCUUCUUUCUCAAUAUAAA
This is a messenger RNA of Parasteatoda tepidariorum (common house spider), 1306 nucleotides long. The record is from RefSeq and is a predicted model, not a curated record. Lineage: Eukaryota; Metazoa; Arthropoda; Arachnida; Araneae; Theridiidae.